AUGACUUGUUCGUCAAAUCAUCGAUAUGGCCUUAAAAUCCUGACGAACGCGGAGACGACCGCGAGAGGUAACAUAUAUCAUGCAUAUGUCUCUGCAACUCUGCCUCCGCUGAAGGCCAUCUUCGUACUAGAGGCUCCGACUAUGGGCUUGACCGCGUCAACGGCUGGACGGCCUAAUCCCUCUACAUGGCACGAUGACACUGGCCACCCUAACAUCAUGCCUUGGUCAAGAGAUCGAAGAGUAUAUCCCACCCUGCGACGCGCUUCAGUCGCAAAUUGCGACCUCGCAUGCGAACAAGACCGGAGUAAAGCUGCGGAAGUGGGAGUCUCGCGCGCCCUCACCAGACGGACGAUCGCCCUCGUCGCUCCUACCGAAGAGGGCGAGCCUGCUGCUGUUUCUCCCACUGGCCAAGCGCGUGUCUCUCUUCCUUCCGCUGCCCCCUCAGCAGAGACUGUCGUUGCUCGUCACACUCGCAUCCAAGUCCAACAUAUCCAAAGUACGUCCCAUGGCAGCGACAUCAUUCUCAUCCCGGGAGGCGACGGAGUCGACUCACCUGUUAAUGGCACAGUCGCCACUAAAUUGGGUAGCUCAAGCUCGCAUUCGAGCUCGAUACGGGUACCUUCCGCGACCCACAUGCAUCUGGGAAUAUGA
This is a messenger RNA of Phanerochaete carnosa HHB-10118-sp, 651 nucleotides long. RefSeq lists its product as uncharacterized. The transcript is spliced from 6 exons. Bases 1 to 651 code for a protein of 216 amino acids. Lineage: Eukaryota; Fungi; Basidiomycota; Agaricomycetes; Polyporales; Phanerochaetaceae. The record is from RefSeq and is a predicted model, not a curated record.